This is a messenger RNA of Hemiscyllium ocellatum (epaulette shark), 3564 nucleotides long. RefSeq names its product transmembrane protein 94-like. NCBI's taxonomy places the organism in Eukaryota, Metazoa, Chordata, Chondrichthyes, Orectolobiformes, Hemiscylliidae. The transcript has 29 exons. The record is from RefSeq and is a predicted model, not a curated record.
AUGACCAGUGAUGGGAAGGAACACCAAGGGCUGUCCAACACUAAGGCAUUGGCUAUAUUAUAUGACCAAUUGUCUGCACUUCUAUCAGAGCAUAAAAAACACCAAAAGGAAAGAACAUGGAAGACAAUCUGGAGAAGUAGCUUUUUACACCACUCAAAUCGCUGGUCAAGCUUCCGUUGGCCAGGAGCAUUGCUGUUGCUCUUGACAACCAUUGCCCUAGCUGGUUGCCAUCAUAUUCAGUCACCUAAGAGUCAGGAUAUCAGACUCAUUAAUGAAUCUGUACUGUUUAUCUUCCUUGUGGUAAAUCUGAGUGCAAUUGGAUUACAGCAGUGGCUAAAAUCUCAAGAGAUCCCACAGAGGGUCCAGGCUAUUCUGCAAAGAAUAAAUGGUAAAAAGCUUUUAAUUAGGACUCCAGAAUUUGGAAUGAAUGAUUUUUGUUACGAACUGUAUAAUCCUCCUUUGGAUUCCAUAUGUCUCCAAUGGACCUACAGAGAUGGGCAAUUGGUAAAUCUGCCUACUAGUUUGCUUGUAGAGGGAGAUAUUGUAGCCCUGAGACCAGGCCAGAAAGCACCAACAUCUCUUAGAGGAAUUGAGGAUGAAGACCAUGUGAUCUUAGAUAGGGACGAUAUCUUUUGCCAGUUCUCCUCUCCGCCAUCGCCAGUUCAGAACAAAAGAUCACACACCCUUCUGAAACCUCAUUCUUUCAAAGUAACUAAAACACCUAUGGUUGAGAAUAUCCAGCAGUGCCUUGAAUUGGGACAACAAAGACCUGUGACUGUACUGAAUAACGAACGCUUCACUGCUCAAAGGCUUCUCCAGAAGUACAUUGCUCCAAUGGUUUUGGUGGUGUUACUGAUUAUCAAUGGUCUACGGUUUGUAAUUGGUACUCCAGGGAUAGGUUCAUGGCAAGUUACCCUUCUACAACUCCAGGUAAACGGUGUUCUCCCAUUAUUGCCUCUAUCAUUUCCUAUCAUUUGGUUUCUAGUCAAUACCUAUGGUGAAGCUCAGAUGGUUGCCUUGUUACUAAAGCCUACAGCAAAUUUUAAGGAAAAUUGGAUUGAAACAUGGAGAAUGUUCUGGGCUACCAUACGAGGGAGAGCUCCUGUCCUAUGUCAAACUUCUAGUCUCCUCCACAAUCUUGGUUCCAUUACAGUGCUUUGUUGUGUGGAUAAACAAGGAAUUCUCUCCUGGCCCAGCUCUUGCCCAGACAAAGUCUUUUUCUUCACUGAUGCAUGGCGUCGAGCCAAGUCACAGGAUAAAAACCUCACAGCCUCUAUCAGUGUGAAGACUGCUCCCUCCACCCAUUGCACAGUGCAGCGAGGAAAUGAACACCCUGAGUUGCUGUCCAAUACAGUAAUGGCGGAUCACCAGACCAAUUUUGCUGUAGAAAUGCUCAGCCUCUCUCAGGAUCAGCAGGAUGCAACUCACAUCUGGUUCGAUGAUUCCAACUGGCAGGAGCACAGUCCCUCACUAAGGCCACUUGGUCUUAGCAUCUUGCUUGGUCUUUGUGAUCCCACUUCAGCAGCCAGAGUAUUCCAGAUGACUGAUCACCUUUCCCACAUAGCUUUGAUGAAGAGCCGAUGGAACUGUUUGCCUGUUCAAAUAUCUGGGGGGCUAUGUGAACUACCGAGGAUCAUUGGUAAAAUUGAAAUAUCAUACAAAGAAAUGCAGCUAUUCUCCUAUGGGUCUGCUGACAUGAUCUUAGAUGCUUGCAGUGAAUUCUGGGAUGGAAAUGAUAUUUGUCCACUUUCUCGGUGCUCCAGAAAGAAGAUCUUUGAUUUUUAUCAACGUGCCUGUCUGACAGGAGAGUGCAUUGCCUUAUCUUAUAAGCCAGUGUUCCAUACCUUGCAGUCCAGUGAUGAGAUGUGUCCCCAAGUAUCUUUGAAAACUAAAAGCUACAGCCAAGCAGAUACCUCAGCAGCACUGGACCUGGAAGAAUUAACUUUUGAUCAGGAAGAUAAUUUGCACCCUCUUGACAAUCAGAUCUUACUUGGUCUCAUAUCUUCCCAAUACCAAGCCAGACUAGACAUGGUCCAUCUGAUAGAUGGCUUAGAUAACACUUGUAUCCGAUUUGUUUACUUUUCCUUGGAAAAUGAGCUAAAAAGCAAGGAAUUUGCUGAGAAGAUGGGCCUGGAAACUGGCUGGAAUUGUCACAUCUCAUUGCAAUCGAAUAGUUUUGUUAUAGAACCAGAUCAUCUGAUGCCCACUUCCCAAAAUAUUGCAGAACAACAAGAUUCUGAGAUUCAAAGACUGAUGAGAGAAGAUGGGAAUCUACCAGAAACAGAUGGGGAAAGGACACCAGGCAGUAAUACAUGCAGCUUUAUGGAGGAUCUCAACCGGGCUAAAUUACCCAGGGGAAUUGAGAACAUUCGGCCACACCUGGAACAUGUUGACAAUGUUCCUCUUUUGGUUCCGCUUUUUACAGACUGUACUGCAGAAUCCAUGUGUGAGAUGGUGAAAAUAAUGCAGGAGUAUGGAGAAGUGGUUUGCUGCCUUGGAAGUUCUCUUAAUAAUAGGAACAUUGGAGUUUUUCUACAAAGUGAUAUCAGCUUUUCCUUGGAUCCUUUGAGUUUGUCUUACUACAGGCAGACCUGCCACAAAGAUUGUGAACAUUUAACUUCAUGCUCACACAAAACCACACCAUUCUACUUGUCCAGCCUCUUUGGUAGCCUAGCAAGCUCUGUGCACUUCAGAAACCAUGGCAACAUCAGCAUAAUCCAGCUAAUCAAACAGGCUCGGCAAAUGAUUUCAGGAAUUAGGAAAUGCUUUCUGCUUCACCUUCAGUGCCAACUUUCCCUGACAAUGAUACAGGUUUUGGCUUCUAUGGCUCAGUUACCCCCACCUCUUGGGACAACAGAUGUGCUUUGUCUCACCUGUGUCUAUUUCCCUCUCGUAAGCAUGUCUCUCAUGGGAAAACCUCCAGACAACACCGUGAUGGAAGUGGCUACAGGAAAGAACCUCAAGAUCUUACCAAAAAAGACCCAGUGGUUUUUUGUGCUGUAUUUUCUGGUCAAGUCUGGCUUGACUGUUUGCUUGCAGUUGACAUGCUUUGGAUUGAUGCUGCACGGGUUCUGUAUGAAAGAACAGUAUAAAACCAAUUUCUCUUGCCAUCCAUUUGGACCAUUCAUGAAUUCAAGUUAUGUGUCACCCAAUUGGUUUGACGAAUAUGGGAAUGCUCUUAUGCUGGCUCAGAAGAUUGUAGCUUUUUUCAUUCUUCUACAUGGAUUGUGUACAUCUAUGAGUCAUGUUCAUCGAUCCAAUCCAUUAUGGAAACAGAGUCCACUAAGUAACCGAUGGUGGUGUGCUGCUGUCAUUAUUGCGUAAACAUUAUUAAUGCUACCUUCUAAUGGGACAUUCCACAUGUGGGAGAAUAAAUCUUCACAUCUUGUUUUUCACAUCUUGGACAUUCCAACAGCAACUUGGCUCCUUGGUUUCCUCUGGCUGCUCCCACUAAUGGUUAUUAAUGAAUUUCUUAAACUUCAUGAAAUUAGAAUGCGAAUGCAUUAUCAAAAGAAACAGAAGUUACAGUUUGAUACCAAGCUUGGAAUGAAUUCUCCAUUCUGA